This is a messenger RNA of Dromiciops gliroides (monito del monte), 975 nucleotides long. Its product is annotated as vomeronasal type-1 receptor 3-like. Bases 1 to 975 code for a protein of 324 amino acids. Lineage: Eukaryota; Metazoa; Chordata; Mammalia; Microbiotheria; Microbiotheriidae. The record is from RefSeq and is a predicted model, not a curated record. Gene Ontology annotation, cellular component: membrane. The transcript has a single exon. Gene Ontology annotation, molecular function: pheromone receptor activity. Gene Ontology annotation, biological process: G protein-coupled receptor signaling pathway.
AUGUAUUCUUAUGGCGAUAUCUUGUAUUUUCUCUAUGUACUACAAAUUAUGAUUGGAAUCUUAGGUAAUGUUUUAGUUCUUUACCUGUAUAGUUUUCAUUUAAUCACUGGCUAUAAAACAAGACCUAUUGACCUGAUUAUCAUUAAUUUGACCUUUUCCAACAUUUUAACAAUUCUCUUCAGGGGGGUCCCAUGGGCAAUCCAGUUGUUGCAAGUGAAAUUUUUCCUUGACAACAUUGGUUGUAAAACCCUAAUUUACCUGCAAAGAACGUCCAGGAGCCUAACCCUUUGUAGCAACUGCUUCCUGAGUGUAUUCCAGACCAUCACCAUCAGCUCCUGCAACAUUAGAUGGGCAGAACUCAGAAUCAGAGCUCCAAAGUACAUUAUUUCUUGCUGUAUCUUAAUAUGGAUCUUCAGUCAGCUAUUAAGUGUGCCUUUGUUUUCUAGUGUGACUGGUGUUAAGAACAAUAGCAACAGUAAUCAAAGUAGGAAUCUAGGGAUUUGCUCUUUAAAUAGAUACACCAGGCCUACUUCAGCAUUUAUAAGCUGGAAAUCACUUUAUGAAGGAGUCUUUGUGAGUGUCAUGGUCAUUAGCAGUGGCUACAUGAUUUUUGUCCUAUACAGACAUCAUCAGCAAGUUCAACAUACUCUUGGAACAAGCCUUACUCCAAGAGCCUCCCCAGAGAUCAGAGCCACCAAAACCAUCCUACUGAUGCUGAGCAUAUUUUUGUACUUUUAUUCAGUCAGUUUCAUCUUUAUUAUUUAUAUGGACAAUUUUCAAGAUACAAAACAAUGGAUGUUACACAUCUGUGUUCUUUUGACUCUAUGUUAUCCAUCAUUUAUCCCCUAUGUCCUAAUCAGCAGUGACUCCCAGAUCUCCAAUUCUUGUUAUCUUUUCCAAAGGAUGAAAAAGUCCUGCCCCUGUCCUUCAACUUCUCAGAACAAACACCACAAAGCCUUGCAAUUGCAAAGCUGA